Colletotrichum lupini is the source of this 3570-nucleotide messenger RNA. Its product is annotated as xylose isomerase TIM barrel. The record is from RefSeq and is a predicted model, not a curated record. Gene Ontology annotation, molecular function: damaged DNA binding; DNA-directed DNA polymerase activity. The transcript has 18 exons. Gene Ontology annotation, cellular component: replication fork; site of double-strand break; nucleus. Gene Ontology annotation, biological process: response to radiation; error-prone translesion synthesis. The coding region runs from base 1 to 3570 and encodes 1189 amino acids. Lineage: Eukaryota; Fungi; Ascomycota; Sordariomycetes; Glomerellales; Glomerellaceae.
AUGAUCCGUGAUCAGGCGGCGCCGCCGACCCAACUUGAAAUAUUGUACUCUAACCAAUUGCAGAGUUGGGGCAUGGAAAGCGAUUUGAAGCUCCUUGGGCACCUCACUGGCCUCGAAGCUCUCAUUAUGCGGACUGAAGUUGAGUCCAGUCGUGUAAUUGUACGUCAGCUCCGCGUAAGCAGCCUGGGGAUGUUCGAUUCAGCUGUGAUCAAUGCCCUGUUAGUGAGGACCCCAGACAUUCCCUUCCAAUGGCGUACUCGACAGCUACAUCGCCAACCUCCAUCUUCAAGAAUGCACUCAAGUUUUGGUUCUUAUGACGAGAUUGCCUUGCACAUGUCCGAUGACAGCUUCACGUUCCCGACUGAUCCGACGAGCGCAGAAUCACAAUUCACCCAGCAUGACCUGCAGCUCCUUGGACAAUCAUCCCCAGAAUCGCCUCUCCGAGUUGUUGCACUCGUCGAUUACGACUCCUUCUAUGCCCAGUAUGAAUCUGUCAGGCUGGGUCUUCCCCCUUCCAAACCCCUCGCAGUGCGCCAAUGGAACGCCAUCAUCGCGUUGAAUUAUCCAGCAAAGGAUCGCGGACUGAAGAGGACUAUCUCAGUGGAGGAAGCCCGUCGGCUCUGCCCAGACAUCGUCCUUCAACAUGUCCCAACUUGGAGGGAAGGCGACGAUUGCUGGAGGUACAGGGCCGACGUUCUGGACAAUUUGACGACGGACAAGGCCUCUCUGGACCCAUAUCGCGACAUGUCGCGAAGGACGAUGAAGCUUGUGCGAAGGAUUCUUCCGGCCACGCCUGCGCCUACCAUCGAGAGAGCCGGGGUGGAUGAGUUCUACGUUGACCUGUCAGCUCAAGUCUACCAGAUUCUGACGAAGCGAUUCCCUGGAUUGGGAUCGUUCAGCAACAACGCCGAAGAAACGCUACCGCUACCCCCGGUGGACACGUCGCUCAACUGGAAGUCGGACAAGGUGAUGGAUCUUCCCAAUGCCCGUGACCCAGAAUACAUACUCGACUGGGACGACGUGGUACUGAGCAUCGGGGCUAGCAUUAUUCUCAAUAUCCGCAAAGAGAUCAAGGCGGAACUGGAACUCGCCACGUCCGCUGGCAUUAGCCAUAACAAGAUGCUCGCCAAGGUCGCUUCUCGAAUGAACAAACCAUUCGGUCAAACAAUCAUCAGGCGCAAAUGCAUCCCCACCAUUAUGCCGACCCUCAAAGUGACCUCACUCUCCGGUUUGGCAAGGCAGCUUGGUCAGAAAGUCGUCAAGGCGUUCGGGUCCGAUGGCAUACGCGACCUACUCCAGGUCUCACUUGCAGAGAUGAGAUCAGAAUUGGGAGCGCCAGAUGGUCAAUGGGUGUAUAGGGCCAUCAGAGGUGACGAGACAGGCCCAGUGAGGCCCCGGAGUGAAGUCCAGUCUUUGCUGGCUGCCAAGACCUUUGUGCCCAAAGCCGAGAACCUUCAACAGGCCAGCAAAUGGCUGCGAAUCUUUGCGGCAGAUCUCGAGUCGCGACUACGCGAUCUCGAUCUGGAUUCAGAGGUGCCUCGACGACCCAGGACUAUUGCUGUUCAACACCAUAUCCGGGGUCGGUUCGGCCCGACGCGAUCCAAGCAAGCGCCGAUCCCACCGCACGUCGAGAUCAACCGGGAUACCAUAUUUAACAUGCUGCAUGGAUUACUCAAGGAUCUUACAGACCACGGUGAGUCUUGGCCGUGCUUGGGUAUCUCUGUUAGCAUGUCGAAUCUGGAAUCCGGGGUGCCUACGUCUGAUCCUGGGCACCGUAUCACAUCCUUCUUUACAUCGGACUCCUCUGCGUCCCUUCGGAAACGAAGCCGAGAGGGAGAUGUGGCGAACAAGCAUGCAGGUAGAAAAAGGAUGUAUACAGCGAACGAUGCAGCAGAAGGCUCAACAUCAGAGAGAUUAGCUACUGCGAGUAUCUCGGCUCGGGCCGUUCAAGGUAGCUCAACAGACGAGCAAGGACAGCAAUACUUGUGCCCUAAGUGUGACGAGGCUGUGCAGCCAGAAGAUGUUCUCGAACACUUGGAUUGGCAUAAGUCGGCCUCUCGUCAGUCUAUGGAUCCCCACGACAGGGUCUCUUUCAGUCUCCCACGUUGCAUUGAACCCGGCAUGCGAGAAUACUCUGAUACAGAAUUCGAUGCGCUCCAAGAUGGCAUCGAUCUAAGUAGCAUAGACACCAAGACACGACGCUCUAUCUUUAUACAUACAGAUUUCAAACAUAGGCGAGUCUUACUCGAUACAGCUCAGAACGCCUCCAUUUCUAUUCCCUUUCCUGAUUCACAGGCUUUGGGCAGCUCGAGACUCGAGUUGAAGCUCACACAACGAAUGGAUGAUCCACUAUUCCCCAGACUCCGAGGGAUAAAUUACCGUUUCUGGCAAGUGGGGGAGGGGCUUACAAUCCGCGGGGUUCACAAGUCGGACGGGAUGAUGCCAUUGUGCCGUUCCUCAGACGAUUGUCCACAUCAGCAAAAGGAAAGAAAGCAAGACUCGGGCGCUUUCGGACCAUUUUCGGGGUCCACCGUUGAAGCCCAUCUGGUCGAAUUGGCUUCGGGUCAUUGGCCGGCUAUAGAUGGAAUAAGAGCUCCCGAGUUUGACGGACUCCAAUGCCUCGCCCUCGCAUAUUCGCCUUACCAGGCUUUCCUUUUCUUGCCCGUCACUGGAUCCCAUCGUAUCUGCACUUUGGUCAACAUGCCUAGCAUCGCUCGAUUCCGCACGCUAUGGGGCAUCUCCCCUGGCGACAACUUCGCCAACUGGGUCGCUCUAUUCCCAGAUCUCAAGGCCAAGGGCUACACCGGAGUCGAGAUUGACUACAGAGACAUUCCCGCCGAGCAACUACCCGAACUGAGACGCAUCCUCGAUCAAUUUGAAUUUCAGCUUGUCGCACAAAUCAUGUCCUCAUGGCCCGGAUACGUAGGUCCUAGGCCACCAGGGCUGACGCCAAAAGACCACCUCGAGCACUAUCGCAAGCAACUCGAACGUGCCCAAGUUCUCAAGCCUGUGAAAGUGAACGCACAGUCUGGAAGCGACAUCUGGACUCUCGACCAGUCCGUCGAGUUCUACCAAGGCACAUUCAAGAUCGACGAGGAACUGGGGUUUGCGGGGCGAGUGACACACGAGACACACCGAAACCGAUCCAUGUUCAACCCGUACGCGGCAAGGUACAUCCUGGAAAGAGUGCCAAACCUUCGCAUAACCGCCGACAUCUCGCACUGGGUCGUCGUCUCGGAGCGUCUGUUGGACGAGUCCGUAGAAGACCAGGAGGUCCUCGAAAAGGUCAUCCCGCAUAUCUACCACGUCCACGCCCGCAUCGGCACAACACAAGCAUCGCAGUGCGCCGACCCUUCAGACCCAGUCUAUAAGCCCGAGAGGGAAUUCUUUGAGCGGUUCUGGACAAAGGUCAUUCAACACAGCGCGACUCGCGGCGCCGAUUAUCAGAUCUCGUUUACGCCUGAAUACGGACCGUACCCGUACCACCCCUACCACAGCCCGAGAGUGUAUACUGAAGUCGCCGAUACUGAGGGUCUUCGCCUAGAGGGACUCUUCUUGGCGGCCUUGUAG